AUGUCCGCCGAAGACGCCUCGCCCGCCGUUGACUCCGGCAUUGACAAUCUCGCCGAUAAGAUAGGCGGCCUCAACACCGACGACCACCCGCGCACCGAGGAGGAAUAUGCUCAGGCACAGCUCACUCUGCGUGCCAUUGUCACCUCCAAGGAAGCUGGUGUCAUCAUUGGCAAGGCCGGUCAAAAUGUCGCAGACCUGCGAGACAAGACAGGUGUACGCGCCGGCGUGAGCAAGGUCGUCCCAGGCGUGCACGACCGCGUCUUGACCGUCACUGGUGCUCUCACGGGCAUCGCCGACGCGUAUGGUCUCGUCGCCGACAGUCUUGUCAAGGGAGCGCCUCAGAUGGGUAUGGGAGGCAUAGUGGGCACACCCAACACCCACCGUACGCACCUUCCCGCUCCAAUCGUCCAUCUCACCCGUAGCUAACCAUGUAUGCAGCCAUCCGUCUCCUGAUCUCGCACAACCAGAUGGGAACUAUCAUUGGUCGGCAGGGUCUCAAGAUCAAGCAGAUUCAGGAUGCUUCGGGAGUCCGCAUGGUCGCUCAGAAAGAGAUGCUGCCUCAAUCGACCGAACGCAUUGUAGAGGUACAAGGCACACCCGACGGUAUUCAAAAGGCUGUGUGGGAGAUCGGCAAGUGCUUGAUCGACGACGAGCAGCGCGGAUAUGGUACUGUACUCUACAGCCCGGCAGUACGCGUUCAGGGAGGCGGUCCACCACUCAAUGGCGCCGCAGGAGGAGGCUACAACGCACCUCGGGGCUACAAUCGCACUGGAAACGGUGCAGACUUCACAGGCGGCGCCCCCUCCUCGUCCUUUUCUCCUCGCCGCAACGACUCAGUCGACGGCAGUUCCCUUCCCGAGGGCGAAGACAUCCAAACCCAGAAUAUCAGCAUACCAGCUGACAUGGUUGGCUGCAUUAUUGGUCGUGGAGGCAGCAAAAUCAGUGAGAUUCGCAAGAGCUCGGGUGCACGCAUCUCCAUCGCCAAGGCACCGCAUGACGAGACGGGCGAGCGCAUGUUCACCAUCACUGGAGGUCCCGCUGCCAACGAGAAGGCGCUCUACCUGUUGUACGAGAAUUUGGAGGCGGAGAAGAUGCGUCGCAGCCAGAUUCCGGAGGCCACGGCUUAG
Messenger RNA from Lecanosticta acicola, 1127 nucleotides. NCBI's taxonomy places the organism in Eukaryota, Fungi, Ascomycota, Dothideomycetes, Mycosphaerellales, Mycosphaerellaceae. The record is from the annotation of a GenBank genome assembly.